AUGACAGAAGAAUUAAGGUUGACUUCUCUCAGUCCGUUGCCAAAAUGCGCUGGAGAGGUAAAGGCAAAGGAAUUUUGCACCUCAAUGACAAUCAAGCCCAAAAUCGCAAUAAUAAAGAUGACCGAAAACGACCAAGAAGUCGGAGCAGAGAAAGAACUGAAAGAAAAAGAAGUAGAAGCAAAGGAAGAAAUGAAAGGAAAAGAAGUAAGAGCAGAGAAAAGAGAGAUCGCAGAAGGAGCAGGAGUAGAGACAGAAAAGUACGUCAAGAGCGACGAAGGAGCAAAGAAAGAGAACGGAAUGAGCGUCGAGAACGAAGUCGCAGUCGAGAAAGAAAAGAUCGAAGACGCAGUCGAAGUAAGGAUAGGCGUAAUAAAUAUGAUCAUAAAAAACAUCGAUAAUCUUUGUAAUUGA
This is a messenger RNA of Cotesia congregata, 411 nucleotides long. The record is from the annotation of a GenBank genome assembly. Lineage: Eukaryota; Metazoa; Arthropoda; Insecta; Hymenoptera; Braconidae.